Molecule: messenger RNA, 3241 nt
Organism: Astyanax mexicanus (Mexican tetra)
Lineage: Eukaryota; Metazoa; Chordata; Actinopteri; Characiformes; Acestrorhamphidae
Gene: alg13
Product: ALG13 UDP-N-acetylglucosaminyltransferase subunit
Exons: 24
Coding region: 238-2994 (918 amino acids)
Biological process (GO): protein deubiquitination
Molecular function (GO): cysteine-type deubiquitinase activity
Source: RefSeq, a predicted model, not a curated record
UUGAGCUGACCGUGUCCGUGACCGCUGAACUGUGCGGGAGCUGCGGUAACGGCUGUUCUGCGGUAACUGGGCAGCGCGAGCGCCAGGUCAGCUUAUAUUAAUCAGCGCUGAUCCGCCACACCUGUUCCUCCUCUCCGAACCUGUGAGGAGCGGAACUCGUAUCUCCGGGCUCUUUUUGCUGAGGGCGGAGAGUAGUGUUGCAGCGCGCGGUGUUUAUCCGGUUCUGGUUUGUGGAUCAUGCAGAAAGCGCCGAAGAAAUACUUCGUGAACAUGGACGAGUACCUGGCCAGCGUCGGGCUGUACCGCAAAAUGAUGGCACGAGACGCGUCCUGCCUGUUCCGAGCUGUUUCUGAGCAGCUUUAUUACUCCCAGAAUUACCAUUGUAAAAUCCGGAAAGAUUGCGUGGACUUCAUGAGGACAAACCGCAGCCACUUCGAGCCGUUUGUUGAAGGAUUUUUCGAGAAGUAUUUGGAGCGUUUGGAGGAUCCUAAGGAAACUGCAGGCCAAGUGGAGAUCAAGGCUUUGUCUCUGCUUUACAGGAGGUGCUUCAUCGUAUACAGGUACCCGGGGAAGCCGCCAUCGGAGAUCGGAGAUGAAGACCUGCCCAAGAUUUUGCUCUGUUGCUCAAGCAACGGUCACUACGACAUUGUCUACUCGAGGACUUAUCCAGUGGACGCAGCGAUAUGCCAGUCACUGCUGUACGAGUUGCUGUACACUUGUGUUCUUGGUAUUGAAGAGGAGGAUCUGCACAUGGCUGUGGAUGGGUUCCGUGCUGGUGGGCGGCGCUAUAGGAACAGCCUGUCCGUGUGCAGUGAGGAUGGGGGUUACGAGACCCCUGAGGACAGGGGUUCCAGGUCUGCACAUGCUCAAACAGGAAUACAGGGCUAUGUGUUUCUGCCUGACCGCAGGGAGGAGUGGGAGUUUAGUGGUCAUAGUCGUUCGGAGGAUAAAGCCAAAUUUGGAACAGAAGACCAAAAGGCUCCAGAAGCACCAAUGAAACUUUCUCUUCCCUACAAAGUGCUGAAAGCCCUGGAGCCUGAGAUGUACCGCAACGUGGAGUUCGAUGUGUGGCAGGACAGCCGCAAAGAACUGCAGAAGACUGAUUAUAUGGUGUUUGCUGGCCGACAGUAUUUCUUAGGAGACAAGUGUCAGGUUCGUUUGGAUCCUAAAGGGAAGUACUACAAUGCUUUUAUACAGGAAGUGGGAACUCAUCAGAGCGCCGUCACUGUGUUUAUAGAAGAGCUGGGAGAAAAGCACUUGGUGUCUUUAACCAAUCUGAAGCCAGUAAAUCCAGUCCCAGCGUGGAACGUAACUCCCAGCAGGAAGGGCAGCUCCUACAGCAGUGCUGAACAUUACCCUGGAGAUCUAGACCCCGAGCUGCGGGGGCGCCGGCGGUUCCUGAAGAGGACCCGGGGUAAGGAGGUUCUCAUGGCCUUCUCUUAUGGCCGGUCCCAGCCCGGCCUGCCCCCCCGCCUGCAGCCCUGCCCGGGGAACCUGUCCCCUGUCCGAGCCCCGGGAGUGCACACUGCGCCCCCUGGAGGCCUGAGCUACGAGCACUACCGCCCCCACCCUGCACCCCGACCCCCGAGAGGAUACGGACCACCCAGAAGCUCAGCUCGUUUCCUGAACAGACAUCACCUCAUUGGACCGGAGAUGGCGUAUUACCCCAGCCCUGGAAAACGCUGCUACCACAGCUUCGACAACUAUUCCUUCAAAUCACGCAGGAGCAGGCGUCAGAUGCACUCAGUAAAUAAGGAAUGUCAGUUUGGCUUCGUGCCGGAUCCCGGAGAAGAUGCUCAGGACAUCGAAGGAGCCAUGACCUUCUACGAAAUGGAGGAAGCAGACGAAAACGCCUUCUCCACCAUACCAGGUCAGACUGUUAGCAGCACUAUGGUACCUGGUGCUGCUACUUACUGGGUACCAGGAGGAUCCAGCAAUAUAUCAUCCAGCAAACAACCCAUAACAUCAUCUGAGGAGGACCCUGAUGAAAGGAGCACUGCUGGAGACCAUGGUGAAUACACAGAGGAGUACAUCUUUUCUGCCUCUGAUGCAGGAUUUCAGGCCCCGUCUGUUUAUGCUGCCGCAGAAGCUUCCACCAACCUGACAAUUCAGGAGGGAGGCUCGCGUGCAGGCUCACCACAAGAGGGCGUUGCUACCUACAGUUACUCUCAGCAGGUAGUAGUGAAGUCAGCAGUGCUUUCCUCCUCCCAGCCUGUUAACUCCGCCCCCGCUGCCAUCUUCACCUCUAACUCCUCCCCUUCCUCCUCUGCCGGGAGCUCCCACAGCCCCCCCAACCCCCUGCAGCCCUCCAGCAUCACCCCCGGCCAGCCGCCGCCCGUACACGGCAUGAACCGGCCAGUUGUUCCUAUGCAGUUUCCUCCAGCGUCUCCAUGGUUUGUGAAUGAAGUGGGAGAGCCGGUCACUGUGGCUCCGCCUCCCCCUUAUUCCUACGAUCCUAACGGCAGCGACCUGCCCAGAGAUUGCAAAGUCCUGCAGUAUUUCUUCAACUUGGGGGUACAGACCUACCAGCAGAGUUACUGGAACUCGGUGGUGCACAUGCAGCAGGUGUACCAGCAGCCGGCGGGCGGCGCAGAGCCUCAGUACCAGCCCUACCCGAACCCGGCGCCGGCUCCCAGCCCCGACCACACUGUGCCCCAGCCGUACCCCGAGCCUGCCCGCCCGUGCCUCCACCCGCAGGGAGAGCCGACCAGCAACGGCACCCCUCUGGCGGUGGAGCCCCCGACCGCGGCGGUCCCGGGCACGGUGUUCUUCCCCCUGGUGCAGGAGCAGUGCAGCCAGCCCCCCCUACACCCCACCUACGAGCCCUACCUGCCCGUGCUCUCCACCACCUACCACUACCUCACGCCCUGGACCCCCGGGCCCCUCCCCCAUCCCCGCCUCCACCACACCUCCUACUGCCCCUCCUCCCUCCCCCACGUCAACUACGUCACCGCCCCCUCUCACCCCACCCACUUUGUGCCACCCGGUGUGUAACCACCAAUCACGAGGGGCCCGGUCCUCGUCGUCUGUAGCACUACCUCACCGACACGGUUCCUUUUAGUUCAUUAUCUUAUAUAUAUAACUCCUUAUAUACGGUGUUCACUCUCUCUUGGUGUGUUUAUUAUCAUUUUUUUAUUUUUUUGUGUUAAGUUUCUCACGUGAGUUGUUUUUUUGUGUUCUGUACUGUUAAAGUUUGAUUUUCUUAAUAAAGGGUUUAAAUAAUAAAUGUUUGUGUUUAAUA